Molecule: messenger RNA, 1996 nt
Organism: Daldinia vernicosa
Lineage: Eukaryota; Fungi; Ascomycota; Sordariomycetes; Xylariales; Hypoxylaceae
Exons: 2
Coding region: 698-1747 (349 amino acids)
Source: RefSeq, a predicted model, not a curated record
CGUAAGUCGAACUCCAUCACCGCCGAAAAACCAGUAAGAAACGAAUGUCCCUAUCUCCACUCUGUACCAGUAAACAGACGAAGGCCUCAAAAUUGCCUCUUCAUAGCCUUCGUUACUCUUGGCAGAGACAACUAUGCUUCCAGCUGAAAGCUGAGGUCAAGAGACGUGGCGGUAACACAGACCCUAUCGCGGAUUUUAAACCCCUCGACCACGUAGUGCGUAAUUUAUACAAAAGUUAUGAUUCGCGAGUUACGUACCUGAAGCAUCGUCCCUCCCUGUGUGGAUCGACGUUCAUCUAUCGAAUAACCAAGAAAUCUGCCAGCGGGAGCAGCCUUCCUUCGAUUUUAUCUUCAGCGCAGAUCAUUAGUACUCUAUACUUAGGUCUCGUGUUGGUUGACAGCAAUACAUAGCUGCGCAAUGAGGAAGAAGAUUAUGUUUACGUCGCUUUGUGAAUCGUUCAACGUGUAUUUGUGGCAGUAAGGCAACCUCGUUGAGUUGUAGGUAGAUGUGAAAGCCGCCUUGAUAAUCGGCCCUUUGAUGUCUACUACCAAUAUCAAAACUAAUAAAUUUCCCAGCACGAUGAAGUUACGAAGAAAUCCGAUCCCAACAGCAAGUUCAGGGAUAUCGCUAUCAUUGAUAUUUAAUUAAUCUUCCAUCGCGACGCUUGCUCAAAGCAUUGCUUAGAGCUACCAUCAUCAUGAAGCUCUUACGACUUGGGCUCGUCGCCUCUAGUGUCGGACUACCGUUCGCAUUCGGAGCGAUCCGCCGCGACCUUAACAAGAGAAAUGUCGAAAUAGCCCAGAUUGACCAUGACAGUCGCAUCGAUCAAAGAAGCCAGGAGAUUCUCUUCAAAGAGGCCGACUCCGACUUCGAAGAUGUUUUCCGGUGCGUCGGGGGUACCGGCAAGCGUCUCACAUUCGACGCAGACCAGGUAUUCGUAGCUUGCUGCGCGCCAGGUCAGAGACUGCUUGGGAGCCCCGAUACCGCAUUUGAUUGCUGUGCCGAGGGUCACGAUCUAGUUGGGAGCGACCAUACCGGCUAUAGAUGCUGCCCUAUAGGUCAGUCCUACGAUGGCAUUAGAUGUGGCUGGGUUUGCAGCAACGGGAAGGUUAUGGUGGAUGGCCAGUGUGUCUGUCCGCUGGGAACGAGUCCGGCUGCAGAUGGUGGCUGCAGGGGGCCAAUAGGUUGCGAUUCUGGCAUCACUACCGGAAAAUGCUACGUCUUCAGGAUGGAAAACGGCCAUACCCUCGGCUACGAUAGCAUACAGUUGCACUACAGCGCAGCCGACCACUCCAGCCAGCACCGUAUCGGGCGCUUCAAGAUCUGCGGGAACGAGGCCUGCACUAUAGGCCGCGCCGUGAAUCCCAACGACCCUGUACAUAUCAAAGACGUACAAGGAACGGCGCACCAGAGCUCAGAAAGUCAAGGGAGUCAGUGGCUUAAUGGAGCCUCGGACGGGAACCAUAUCGGAAGAACCCCUUUAUAUGGAGAUUCUGGCGUGUUCACACUUACGAAGUGGUCGUGUGGAAAGUACUGUCUUGGAGGUUUCGGGAAAGGAAUCAGCUACGCGUUCCCGAGCGAGACCCCUUCGAUCACCUUUACCUUGGACAGACAGGCAUGCACACCUAUCGAGAUUAUCGAAGUGCCCUGCGAUAUCCAUAAAGUCGAGAAUAAUUGCAUGUGGGAGAAGGUACCUGGGAGCUGUGGUCCCGGAGAUAGUAACAGUUGCCGCUGUUCUAAGACUUAGGGGUUCUACUUGCGGUGUAUAUAGGGGCAUUAGGCUGGGUUCGGGUUAUGAUGCAUUGGUGGUUCAUGGUUGGAGUCUGGUUUGGUUGAUUGGAUUUUGGGGUCUAUCUUUUAAGAUUUUCAUUUAGGCAUCUAGCAUUAUUCUCCGGUAAAUAGUAGCAUGUUAUAGUUGAAGGGUUAUCAUACACUUAGCAUACUCGUUAAAUAUAUCGUGGCUCACGGCUACUGGGUAUAAUAACUUACAACAGGC